CGAAGCAACAAUUGUACAGCGGCUCUUCAGGACCGGAGGUGUUGGGAGGCUUGCAUGGACCGGCUGGGUUGGAAUAUGACAUUAGAGGCGGAUAGGACUGCUCUUUGGGCGAAAACGGAAGGGUUAAUCAAAGUCUUCCAGGAUGACUCCUGGCCUCUCUUUCCUUUCAUCUUCUAAAUUUUUGUACAGCAUCAAUACCCCUUUUUUCUUAGUGACUGCUGUUUGGGCGGCACAAAUUCAUAUUGUCUCCAAUACGGAGGUUGCGAGUCGUUACAGAGCUUCCUUUAUGAGAGAAGAGGCGGCAUCGUUACCCGGGAUCAGGCUACACUCUGAAAAUCAACCUUGCAAAAUCUAUAUACAUCCUGCACUAGGAGAGGUUGGGUUAACCGGCGAAGCAGCGGGGCUGCGGAGGAGGCGUCACUGCGGUUAUUAUAUAACUAGUUUGAGCUAAUCCCGACAAGGCCAGACGUUCCUCUGUAACUCCUGAUACCUCAACACGAGAAGCUGACCGUGCG
Messenger RNA from Canariomyces notabilis, 515 nucleotides. RefSeq lists its product as uncharacterized. Lineage: Eukaryota; Fungi; Ascomycota; Sordariomycetes; Sordariales; Chaetomiaceae. The coding region runs from base 143 to 451 and encodes 102 amino acids. The transcript has a single exon. The record is from RefSeq and is a predicted model, not a curated record.